Molecule: messenger RNA, 948 nt
Organism: Meloidogyne enterolobii
Lineage: Eukaryota; Metazoa; Nematoda; Chromadorea; Rhabditida; Meloidogynidae
Source: the annotation of a GenBank genome assembly
AUGAAACAAGAUUUCAGAAAAAAUAAGUUUUCCGGAAAUUUAUUAAAUUUACUAGGAAAACAACCAGACAAUCACCAAAUUGCUAUAAAUGAAAUAUUAAAAGAAGCUGAUACUUGUGGACAUAAAAGAAAAGAAGGGGGAGGACACCAUAAUAUAUCUUUAAUUAAAGCUUUAAUUCAAAUAUUAAAACAACCACAUUUACGGAAGGCUUUUAUUAUUGGAACGUUGUCUUUACAAAUUAUUGUUGGUAUAUGGCCAAUAAUUUACAUAUCUACAGAUUUAUUAGAAGCCCAUUUUGAUGCUAAUGCUAGUCAAUAUUCCUCAUUUGCUUUUAUUUGCGCGAAUUUUGUUGCUUCAGUUAUUGGGACUUGUAGUGUUGAAAAGUUUGGCCGUCGUCCAAUGUUAAUAUGGUGUGGGAUAGCAAAUACAUUAUGUUUAUGUUCUUAUAUUUUAUUUGAUAGAAUGACUAGUCAAAGAUCAAUUUUCUUCGUCAACCCCCAAUUUAAAUAUGGCUGUGUUUUCUCUUUAAUAGCUUAUGGAAUAACUUAUGGAGCUGCUCUUGGCCCAAUAGCAUUUUUUAUCACUUCAGAACUUGUUCCCCAAAGAUUUCGUUCACUUGUGCAAUCUAUUGUUUUUAUGACUAACACGAUUAUCAAUUUCGUCUUCUCUUUCAUCACCCUACCCUUAUAUGAAAUAAUCGAUGUCUGGUCUUUUAUACCUUUAUUUAUCAUUCCCUCAACUAUUUCAAUUUGUUAUCUGAUUAAAGAAUUGCCUGAAACUAAAGGUUUUAUUUUUGAAUUUAUUUUAAGUGCUCUUUUAUUUAUCCGCCUCUAUUUUCUACCUUUAAUUUACCUUAAGACAUGUCUUCUGUCAAACUCUCUAUCCGAUUUUUUUCCAAGCCUUCAGUUAUCACAGCGUUCUAGAGCGUUUAACACACUUAUUUGUUAG